This is a messenger RNA of Echinops telfairi (small Madagascar hedgehog), 563 nucleotides long. It is a transcript of the gene CTXN2, whose product is annotated as cortexin 2. The transcript has 2 exons. The coding region runs from base 208 to 453 and encodes 81 amino acids. The record is from RefSeq and is a predicted model, not a curated record. Lineage: Eukaryota; Metazoa; Chordata; Mammalia; Afrosoricida; Tenrecidae.
CGCGCUAGCCACGGUGCUGCGACGCCACGCAGGUCCCCAGGACACGUCUUUUGACACGGUGACUGAGCCGAUCAGCGAUCGCAGACACACCUGCCCACCCUGAAGUCUAGCCGCUGGAUUUCAUCUCCAUGGCAACAAGCAUGGAAGGUGAAGUGGUCCCUCCAGAAGGAAUUAUUCUGGAGCACCACCAUGAUGUGACAACGAAGGAUGAGUAACACCUACUGUGGCAACUCUUCAACCAAGAUGAGUGUCAAUGAAGUCUCUGCUUUCUCGCUGACUCUGGAGCAAAAGACUGGCUUUGCUUUUGUAGGGAUUUUGUGUAUCUUCCUUGGACUUCUGGUUAUCCGAUGCUUCAAGAUCCUCUUAGAUCCAUAUAGCAGCAUGCCGUCUUCUACGUGGGAAGAUGAAGUUGAAGAGUUUGAUAAAGGGACAUUCGAAUAUGCACUUGCAUGAGGAUUCCAGCUGUAUUGUGUUUUGUGGCUAUAUCUUUACAGUGACCACGAGGGUGUUGGAGUAAAGUUCGUUUUGUUUACGGAAGUCAAUAAAAGUCUGUGCCUAAUUUA